AGGCCCUCUACAUUUUUUGGCUUUUUCUCCCAUGCAUUUUUCAGUCGCCAUGAGCGGUCGAAAGAUCGCAGAUGCAGCGACCAAGAACCGUACGCAGACACCAUUUUGGACAUGGCUUCGAAAUAAGUUAUUAGCUGUAGACAGAUUGCCAGGCACCCCAGCACCCGGUAUCCCUGGAAAGGACGGAAAGGCUGUUUAUCACAAUCCGCUACGUUUCCCGAAGACGCAGUCAGCGCGCCCAGGUUCUGCAGAACUACCAUCAUUACCUGGGGGUAUUCAUCAUAAACUAGCUGAAAACUACUAUUACACAAGAGAUGGGCGCCGUGUAGUUCUGCCGCCAAACGUUUUGUACGUCGCUGAUGCUCAUGGAGUAGAAUUUGGAUCAGCCAAAGGGGAAAAGAUUGAGCGCGACAAAGCUAUUCAAGUCAACAAGGGGCCGAACGCUAACUUUGGCCUGCAAGCACCCACGCCCGGUUUCGGUUUUGAAUGGAAACGCGCAAGAGAGACGGAGUUGGAAACGCAGAGAAACGAGCCUGAACUUGAAAAACUAGAGCGUUUUGACCGAUUCACGGCAAGCCAGUAGAAGUCGGAUAUUGUAGAAAUCGAU
Molecule: messenger RNA, 607 nt
Organism: Cylicocyclus nassatus
Lineage: Eukaryota; Metazoa; Nematoda; Chromadorea; Rhabditida; Strongylidae
Source: the annotation of a GenBank genome assembly